This is a messenger RNA of Melitaea cinxia (Glanville fritillary), 574 nucleotides long. It is a transcript of the gene RpL40, whose product is annotated as ubiquitin-60S ribosomal protein L40. The record is from RefSeq and is a predicted model, not a curated record. Gene Ontology annotation, biological process: translation; modification-dependent protein catabolic process; protein ubiquitination. The transcript has 3 exons. Gene Ontology annotation, cellular component: cytoplasm; ribosome; nucleus. Bases 120 to 509 code for a protein of 129 amino acids. Lineage: Eukaryota; Metazoa; Arthropoda; Insecta; Lepidoptera; Nymphalidae. Gene Ontology annotation, molecular function: ubiquitin protein ligase binding; structural constituent of ribosome; protein tag activity.
UAUUUCACGUAUCUGUUGCAGAUUUACUGGUAUUGACCUAAUCUGUGGUUUUGACAAAAAGAAGAUCUUUCUUUUUAGUUGUUUGACAGUUGAUCGAGCACAUUUCGUGAAGCUUCAUCAUGCAAAUCUUCGUGAAAACCCUUACGGGUAAAACUAUUACUCUCGAGGUUGAAGCCUCUGACACCAUAGAAAAUGUUAAAGCUAAGAUUCAGGAUAAGGAGGGAAUCCCGCCAGACCAACAGCGUUUGAUCUUCGCUGGAAAGCAGCUUGAAGAUGGUCGUACCUUAUCUGAUUACAAUAUUCAGAAAGAGUCCACUCUACAUCUUGUACUAAGGCUUCGUGGAGGUACAAUUGAACCAUCUCUUCGUAUCUUGGCCAUGAAGUACAACUGUGAGAAAAUGAUCUGCCGCAAAUGUUAUGCCCGUCUGCAUCCUCGUGCAACUAACUGCCGCAAGACCAAAUGUGGGCACACCAACAACCUCCGCCCCAAGAAGAAGCUUAAGGAUUAAAUUCACGUGUUCCAUAAUUGUGGCUAAUUUACAAGUAUAAUAUUAAAAGUAUAAAAAAACAGAAA